Debaryomyces hansenii CBS767 is the source of this 1959-nucleotide messenger RNA. RefSeq lists its product as uncharacterized. The record is from RefSeq and is a predicted model, not a curated record. Gene Ontology annotation, cellular component: nucleus. The transcript has a single exon. The coding region runs from base 1 to 1959 and encodes 652 amino acids. Lineage: Eukaryota; Fungi; Ascomycota; Pichiomycetes; Serinales; Debaryomycetaceae.
AUGGCUGAAAAUACGGAGGAGAAUGCUAGUUCAUCAGAUCAGAUCGACCGCAAUCAGAGUUUUGGGGAUGUAGAUGAACGCAUACCGAGAUUGGUGAGGAUAUCAUCAUUGCAUCCCAAUUAUGUGAGACAGAACUUGAGUCUGACAGUCAGUCCUGUGAAGCUUUUGCUCGAGGGAGACUUGAUGUCGAUGACGAAGGACUGGAGUCAAAUGGAGAUGGAAGAUGAGAGGAGAUUAGUGCGCUUCAAGUUCAAGAGGGAAACACCUACGGAUUAUUAUAUCACUUUUGAAGCAGUCAGUAAGCAAGAAUUCACACACGAACAGCCCAUAAUUUCAUGUAUAUUCUGGAAAGAGAAAAACUUGCAUAUUUCAACGUCCGUUGAUAUUAUAUUGAUAUUGGAAUAUUUGGUAGAACAAUGCUUUACUAUAGAGGAGAAAAAUAGGAUACGGAGGAAUUUGCAGUCCUUAAAGCCGUAUACUGUUUCUCGUUCCAAUAAGUCAUGCCAGCGUUUUUUUAAUGUCUUGAUGAGCAUGGAAGAUCCAAGACCCCGGAACAUCGAGAAGGACCUCAAGGUAUUCAAAUGGAGUGAUUUGUUCAAUGCCUUUAAUAAAGUGAUAUCGAAGUAUUCGACAAACAUGCCAAAGAAUGUUUCUCCUCUGGGGGACGGUGGUAUUGCUCAGGACAAAUCUCUUCCUGGUGAUUCAGAUAUACUUGGUGUCAACGGUGCUGGUAUAUCUAAGGGCCGUAGUGAUGAUGGGUUGAUUGCAAGUAGUAAGAAUAGUGAAAUGUCAUCAUUUUUGCCGAAUGAAAGGUUAAAGAUAUUGAAAAGGAAAGUCACCCAAUCAAGAAACCUGAAUCAGUUGAGUAUAAAUGGAAGACAUAAAUUAUUUCAACAUGCUAUAACUCCAACGGAUCCUAUCCCAAUUAGACACGACAAUGAUAAAACCAAUGGGGAUUUCAAGUUCGAUAAGGAAAAUAAUUUCGACAGCGAUAAUAGUGAGAACGUUGGCAAAAACAACACGUAUAACAAGAAUAGCGAUAUUAGACAAAGUGAGGAUUGUUACAAACAGAAAGUGAAUCCUUGUCUCGCAGAACCGGAACCAAAAGUUAAGAUGCAAACUUCUAUAACGGGAGAUGAAUUACCGGAUAGUUUAAGCUCACAAUCAGUUUCUGGAUUAGAAGUGAAUUCAGGACUAGGUAGUUAUAGCUCAAUGCUAGUUUCGAUUUCCCCCGCUUCAGAUUCAAGAAAUUCCAAUACCAAGACUAAUAUCAAUAACAAUAGCAACAGCAAUAGCAAUACUACCAAUACUAAUACUAAUACUAAUACUACCAAGUCAAAUGAAAAGUCAAAUGAAUCGUCAAGUGGUCAUUCUUCGGAUGUUUUCACUAAUGGCAGUUCGAGGAGUACACAAGUAUCACUGGAUUUCUUAUAUACGAGCAGUAUUGGGCUUGAUGCACGAAAGAAAGUGCUAUCGGAUCAAAGGCUUGACCAUAUCAGCAAACCUUUAAGUAAUGGUCAAGUACAACAAGAAUCUUAUUUUAAAGAACGUCAUCAUACUCAUUAUUUUCAAUAUCCGUCACAGUCGCAAUUAUAUAAUGAUACUGAGUACAAACCGUUGAGUGCUAAUAAUGUUCGAAUUCACGAAGAGAAAACAACAAAUGGAAAAAUUGACAAGGUGAAGCUUCCUUCCAUAAAACCUAGUAUAAAUAAACUGAACACAUUAAGAGAGAGAGGAAUUGAAUUACCACCUCUAAAACAGCUGGGUGGCGGCCAAUUUCAGUUUAAUGGUCCAUUGCCGGGUCCCAGUAUGAUUCAAUCGAAUAUAGAGGAGUAUAGAAAGCAGCCUAUUGCUGUUACCCCUAGUACUAUUACUCAGCAGGUUUCCAGUGGAACAGAAGGCUUUGUGGUUAAUUUGAAUCCAAUUACUGACCUGUUUCGUCCACCAGAGCGCCAAUAA